CAUUAUGAUGACUGCUGUAUCUGCCUUAGUUGCCUUUGGAGCCAUGCCUUUCAACUUAUGGAUAUAUACUCAUCGGUGGACCUCGGAGGACUUGAAAGUGCCUUACAUGCAUAUUCUAGCCAGCCUUGCCUUGGUUGCAUUUCCCUCCAUUCUCGGGAUGUUUAUCCGCUACAAGAGCAAGAUAUGGGGAGGGAGAAUAAAAAAGGGUUGCGGAAUACUGGGUUGGGUACUUGUGGUGGCAUGCGCAGCCAUGUUGCUUUCUAUCUACUGGAAGGUUCUUCUGAAUGCUGACCUGAGACUUCUGGCAGCUGCUGCAUUACUUCCGGGCGGGGGCUGUCUCAUUGCCUAUAUUGUUGCUAAAAUUAUUUGUUUUAGCCACAAGGUAUGCCGCACCAUUGGCAUUGAAACAGGAUGCCAGAAUAUGCCCGUGGCUACGAACAUCAUGCUACUCUCCUUCAAAAACCCAACAAUACGUGUGCAACUAGUUACGUUCCCCCUGCUGUACGCCAUCUGUCAACUGAGUAUGAUCUUCGUAUUCAUCGGACUUUUCCAUUUCUAUCGGUAUUGGCGGGGAGGAUCUUCGGCAGAGGACGAAGAUGAAGCUGAAGUCAUUAGGAGGAAACUGAAUGAGGCACCGAAUGACGAAAGCACAUCCCCGUGCCCCACCACGCCCACUUCGCUUACUUUCCGCACCAGCAUCCCUCUUCCCGAUCACCUGAGUCCGGCACAUCACCGUAAAGAAUAUCCCGAUUUCCAAGACGGUGACUUUUUACUAGACAAUUAUACAGAUAAAAGGAAUCAAGCUGACCUCGGUGACUAAGAGCCCUUCGCAAGAAUAUUUCUCAGAAAUUCCAAACAUCUAGUAGUGCGACAGUUCCGGACUUGUGAUCGUCUGUACGUUGCUGGAGAAGAGUAAAUUUUACUCGAAGCCUCGAAGUGUUGGGCUCCGAUACUCUAUCCUUACAGUUAAACACUCAAUGAAAACGGUAAACUGUUGUUGGAGUUAUGUUUGGACCCUUAUCUGCAAUCUCUUUAACUACACCUGCGCCUAAUUUCAAACUAUUUUGCAAUAUUGCUACCAGGAGGAUUUAUAUCAGAAAUUUGAUUGGAAAAGAACCAUUUGUUCCAAUAAAUAUUUCAAAGUCUGCCGA
This is a messenger RNA of Penaeus monodon (black tiger shrimp), 1151 nucleotides long. Its product is annotated as solute carrier family 10 member 6-like. The record is from RefSeq and is a predicted model, not a curated record. Lineage: Eukaryota; Metazoa; Arthropoda; Malacostraca; Decapoda; Penaeidae. Gene Ontology annotation, molecular function: bile acid:sodium symporter activity. Gene Ontology annotation, biological process: bile acid and bile salt transport. Gene Ontology annotation, cellular component: membrane.